Histoplasma mississippiense is the source of this 891-nucleotide messenger RNA. RefSeq lists its product with no specific name. Bases 1 to 891 code for a protein of 296 amino acids. NCBI's taxonomy places the organism in Eukaryota, Fungi, Ascomycota, Eurotiomycetes, Onygenales, Ajellomycetaceae. The transcript is spliced from 3 exons. The record is from RefSeq and is a predicted model, not a curated record.
AUGUCGACCAAGCCAACAAUCCUCUUAGUCCACGGCGGCUGGCAAUCCCCCUCCGUCUGGACGUUCGUGAUGCCGCUUCUCGAGAAGGCCGGCUACUCCGUCUGCCCAGUCCUUCUCAAAUCGCCAGGCAUGGCACCCGCCGCGUUCGACUUCUCCUGCGAUGUGGAUGCCAUCAGAAGCAGCGUCGAGGCUGUCCUGGAGUGUGGCAAGGAUGCUGUCGUGGUUAUGCACUCGUAUGCUGCAAUUGCCGGGUGCGAGGCGCUGAAAACGUUCCAUGCUGAGAUGAAGGGUUAUGCCCAUGGUGGAGAUGGUGGUGAUGGCUGGGUUACAUCUGACUCCAGUGCUGUGAAAAAGGAUCUAGACACAAAACAUGCACACAGGGGUGAUGGUGAUAGUGAUGCUGUAGUGCCUGCGAAGUACAUCUCACGCCGUGGCAGGAUUGUGUAUCUUGCAUUCAUUGUUGGAAUGGUUAUGCCGGUGGGGAAGGGCCUGUGGACACCUGAGCGCACAGAAUGGGAUGGCUUUGAAUUGAAGGACGAACUCAUCCGCAUCCUCGACGGGCCCCGCCGCUUCUACAACGACCUCCCGGCCUCCGCCCAGAAAUACUGGUCCGGCAAGCUAAAACUCCAACCACGCCCCGUUUUCUUCUCCCCACUCACUUACCCCGCCUACCGCCACUACCCUUGCUCAUAUCUCAUGUGCAAGCUUGACGGCGCGGUUCCCUUCAAGGUGCAGACGCGCAUGGCGUUUGGGGCGGGGAUUGCGCGCGAACGGAUCGAGGUCUUGGAGGACGCAGGGCAUUUGCCGAUGAUCAGUCAGCCAGCGAAGGUGGCGGGAUUUAUUCGGCGGGCGGCGGGCGAGGGAGUCGCGGUUGCGGAGAGUCGACUAUGA